Messenger RNA from Fraxinus pennsylvanica, 885 nucleotides. The record is from the annotation of a GenBank genome assembly. Lineage: Eukaryota; Viridiplantae; Streptophyta; Magnoliopsida; Lamiales; Oleaceae.
AUGUCUUUCGCAGAACUCUCAGAUCACCCUAACAAAUUGUACAACAAACCAUUCCACCGGAGGAAUGACUCUGAAGAGCUCGAUGUUUUCGAGGCAGCCCGAUAUUUUUCCGGUGGUAGCACCGAUGAAGUUCCGGCCAGUGGCGGCGCAACUUUUGCGCAAAAGGUGUCUGUCCCCCGAACUGCUCGAAUGAGCCUAGACAUGCCUAUCACAAGAAGUUCAAUUCCAUCACAAACUUAUGCAAUGGAAAAGCAAACCUUGAAAGAGAAGAAAAACAAGCAGCCUAGCUCUCCAGGUGGUAGACUUGCUCAUUUCUUGAAUUCCCUAUUCAAUCAGGCUUCAGUAAAGAAGAAGAAAUCGAAAACCGGGGCAAAAACGAUGAAGGAUGAAGAAGAAAGUCCUGGUGGAAGAAGGAAAAGAAGAAGUAGCAUUAGCCAUUUUAGAACAGCAAGCAGUACUACAGAUUCUAAGUCCUUUUACUCAUCUUCAAGUUCAGGUUUUAGAACACCUCCUCCUCAUGCAAAUACUCCCACAAAAUCUUAUAAAGAAAUCAGAAACUUUUCAGAUUAUAAGCAAAUUAUUUCUGUGCAAAAAUUUAAUGGAAAUGUCAAAAGUGAUUCUUCUUCUUCAUGGUUGGAUGAGAAAUUCAAGCUCAGCAAUGGAUAUUCAGAGAAAAACUGGGCAGAUAAGUAUCCAUCAGAAGAAAAUGAAUUCAGAAAAUUCAGUGACGUUGAUGAUGGAGCAGAUAGUGAUUCAAGUUCAGACCUUUUUGAUUUACCAAAUCAUGAGUUGGAAUUUUACUCAAGUGAUCCGCCUGUUUAUGAAACAACCCAUAUGGACAGCAUCAAGAGAGCUGCACCAAUUUCUAGCACUGGCAAAGUAUAA